Molecule: messenger RNA, 1678 nt
Organism: Panonychus citri (citrus red mite)
Lineage: Eukaryota; Metazoa; Arthropoda; Arachnida; Trombidiformes; Tetranychidae
Exons: 2
Coding region: 276-1481 (401 amino acids)
Source: RefSeq, a predicted model, not a curated record
AAAUUUCUCCUUUUCCUUUUUGACCCUAUAGUGUCUUGACAGUGACUAUCAUACCGUGGGACUAGUUCCAAUUUGGGAAAAUAAAUAUUUUUAACGUGAUUAAACAACGAUAACUGACAUCAAACUCCUUUCACUGUGAAUUAUUAGAUAAUCUGUUCCCUUAUUGUCAUCUACCUUUCAUCAUUGAGACUGGCAUCACUGUGACCCUCUACAUAUAAAUCAACCAAGUGCGAGAAGACAAAUAUACAAAGACGACAGGUAUCAACAAAAACAAAAUGACAUCUAGAAAAAAGAUCAUACCCAAAUGCCCAUCGUCAGAGGAAACGGACAAAGUCCGCUACUCUGAGGCGAUAGAUCGCAUGAGAAAAGCAUUUGGAAAUGAAAAUGAUAAAAAGCCAGAAAGAGACCAAAUUAUGAAAAACCUGAAAGAAACUAACGCUAUUCUGCUUGAAGAAGAUAUGUCGCUUAUCAAACAAGCGAUGGCUAACCCAAGAGAUGAAAAAGGUAAUUUGAUAACAGAUAAACAACUGGGCUUUCUUCGGGCAAAUAUCAAGAUAAUGGAAAAACACAUCAGAGGUGUGAAAGCUAACGCCGAACCUGCGGUCGCUGUAGAAGAAGACUCGGAAGACCCAACCGACUCCUCGGAAGAUGAACUACUUGAUACAAUUCAACCUAAGAAGAAAAAAAUAAAAAGAUCAAUGAAUAUCGAAACAAAACAAAUAACACCCAAGAAUAUCCCAGCCAAUUGGUGGCCAUGGAAAAUGACACAACGAUACUUCCGAUUAAUAAUAAAUGGCGAUGAAAAAGAGAGAACAGUUAACGCAAUAACUGAAAUAAUCUCAAAGCUACAACGUACGUACUCAUUCAAAGUGAUAUGCUGGAAAAAAUACACUCUGAUAAUCACAUACUCAGAAAAAGAUCGAGACGAACUACAAGAGAAAAUAAAAUCCAAAACAUUAACAACGGAAAUUCCAGAAUGGCGAAGACCGGCAAUUAAAAUUCUCUUCAUGAAACCACCAGUAGAAGAAUCCUGGAACAAUUACAUAGACCGAAUAAUGCGAUUAAAUGGUUUCAAAGAUAAUAAACAAUACAAAUUGAAAUCAUAUUUCGCCAUGACAGAAGGAAAAUACGGAGUUGUUAUUGAAGUAAGCCCAGCGAUUAGAUCAGCCAUCGAGCAAAUCUCUAAAGGUAGAAUCUCAGUUGGUUACACGUUCCUAUCAGCCAGAGACAAUUUUGAUGUGAUCAACUGUCGACUAUGUCACAGAUUUGGUCACACCAGAAACAAGUGCAACAACCAGUCCAGAUGCACCAAGUGCGCUGGAAGACACACGAUAAAAAAUUGCACCUCGCAAGAAAUUAAAUGUGCGUCAUGCGAAAAAACCGAUCACUCAGCCUACUCCAGAAACUGCCCAUUGUAUCGAAGCGAACUGCAAAUGGCAAUCUCGCUGAUCGACUAUCAAUAUGAUUAUCUGAUGAUGUGAAAAGCUAGCCCCAAACUGGGUUCGCCGCACGAAAACAACAAUUAAGAUUGUAGCAUCGAAAUGAUAAUAACAAUGAUGGUUCAGAAUACAAUUAACAUAAGGAUGAGAAAAUAUUCCAAUCCAAAAAGAUAAAAGAAACAAUGAGAAAAAGAAAAAGAAAACAAUUAAAAAGAAUUAACAAGUAAUUAACAAGUAAU